UUUUCUGUGCUCUCACACAGACAGUACUGUGUUGUGCAGUGAGUAUGUGAAAUACAGCUGACCCCGGGCAGAUCGAGACGUUACGGUGUGUGUCGAGCCGUGCCUUCCUCUACAGGGCGGGGCAGUUUAGCGUUUCCGUAUUUGGAGAGGGAGGGCUGGUCACAUUGGGCACCCGGUAUCCAAGCGAUAGGGGUAAAAACGGAGAACUUCGAACCAACGGCAGAGCACGAGCCCAGAGGGACAGCGAGGGAGAUACCUAGAAUAAAAACAAAGCAAACAACUGAACAGAGGAGUCGAGAAGCAGAACCAACAAGGAGAGAGAGAUAAGAGAGGGACAGGCAAAACGCUGAGAGGCACAUGGUGUGAAAAUGCCUACAAACUUCACAGUGGUUCCUGUGAAGGAUGGCAGGAAGUCCCGGGAGGACGAGGAUGUGGAUGACAACAAUGUUUUCAGAGAGGAAGACGAGGAUGCCCCCUUCCCAGGCGAUGGCAUGCCAAAGGAAAGCAGUCCGUUCAUAAACAACACAGACCAUGACAAAGGGAAUCUAUACGAUGGAAAGAACAUGGCCCUCUUUGAGGAAGAGAUGGACAGCAACCCCAUGGUGUCUUCUCUGCUCAACAAGCUGGCUAACUACACCAACCUCACCCAGGGGGUCAAAGAGCACGAGGAGGCAGACGACGACGAGGGGUCAGCCAAGACUAAGAAACCAGUCAAGAGUCCUGCGUUGGGCACAUUAAUCGGGGUGUACCUGCCCUGUCUGCAGAACAUCCUGGGGGUCAUCCUGUUCCUGCGCCUCACCUGGAUCGUUGGCACCGCUGGCAUCAUGGAGUCCCUGGCCAUUGUGGUUAUGACCUGUUCCUGUACAAUGCUGACCGCCAUAUCAAUGAGUGCCAUUGCUACAAAUGGUGUGGUUCCAGCUGGAGGCUCCUACUACAUGAUCUCCAGGUCCCUGGGGCCAGAGUUCGGCGGGGCCGUGGGGCUCUGCUUCUACCUGGGGACCACUUUCGCUGGCUCCAUGUACAUCCUCGGUACUAUAGAGAUUCUACUGACCUACAUUGUGCCUAGCGCGGCCAUCUUCAAGGCAGAGAAGAAGGAGGAUGAGGCUGAGGCACUGCUCAACAACAUGCGGGUGUACGGCACCUGCUGCCUCACCCUCAUGUCCCUGGUGGUGUUCGUGGGUGUCAAGUACGUCAACAAGCUGGCCUUGGUCUUCCUGGCCUGUGUCAUUCUCUCCAUUCUGGCCAUCUACGCCGGAGUCAUCAAGACCGCCUUUGAACCGCCAGACUUCCCCAUUUGCCUGUUGGGGAACCGCACGCUGCAGAACCACAACUUCGACCAGUGCUUGAAGACGAUGGAGGUGGACAACGUGACGGUCACCACCAAGCUGUGGUCCCUGUUCUGUGACUCUCCAGACCUCAACGCCACCUGCAACGAGUACUUCACGCUAAACAACGUCACUGUGAUCCAGGGCAUCCCUGGCCUGACCAGCGGUGUCAUCAGAGAUAACAUCUGGGGGGACUACGGUCCUAACGGCAUGCUGGUAGAGAAUAAGCACCAGGCAUCAGAGCCGGCUGCAGACACAUCCCAGGACAUCUACAUGCCAUAUGUGGCCAACGACAUCACCACCUUCUUCACCCUGCUGGUGGGGAUCUACUUCCCCUCCGUCACUGGAAUCAUGGCUGGAUCCAACAGGUCUGGUGAUCUGAGGGACGCUCAGAAGUCCAUCCCCAUAGGAACCAUCAUGGCCAUCGCCACCACCACCUUCAUCUACAUUUCCUCUGUCAUACUGUUUGGCGCCUGCAUUGAGGGUGUGGUGCUCAGAGACAAGUUUGGGGACUCGGUCAAAGGGAACCUGGUGAUUGGCAUCCUUGCUUGGCCUUCCCCCUGGGUGAUUGUGAUUGGCUCGUUCUUCUCCUGCUGUGGAGCAGGUCUACAGAGUCUCACUGGAGCCCCCCGGCUGCUGCAGGCCAUCGCACGAGACGGCAUUGUGCCAUUCCUACAGGUGUUUGGUCAUGGCAAAGCUAAUGGAGAGCCCACCUGGGCCCUGCUGUUGACUGGUGGGAUCUGUGAGAUCGGCAUCCUCAUUGCCUCUCUGGACGCUGUCGCCCCCAUCCUCUCCAUGUUCUUUUUGAUGUGCUACCUGUUUGUCAACCUGGCCUGUGCCCUCCAGACACUGCUGCGCACCCCUAACUGGAGACCCCGCUUCAAGUUCUACCACUGGGCUCUGUCUUUCCUGGGCGCCAGUCUGUGUCUCUCCCUGAUGUUCAUCUCCUCCUGGUACUAUGCCCUGGUGGCCAUGCUGAUCGCUGGCUGCAUCUACAAGUACAUUGAAUACAGAGGGGCGGAGAAGGAGUGGGGUGAUGGUAUAAAUGGUCUGUCUCUCAAUGCCGCCCGCUACGCCCUCAUUCGCCUGGAGGAGGCGCCGCCCCACACUAAGAACUGGAGGCCCCAGAUGCUGCUGCUAUUGAACCUGGAUUCUGACCACGCCGUGAAACACCCACGCCUGCUCUCCUUCUGCACCCAGCUCAAAGCAGGCAAAGGCCUGACUAUCGUGGGCUCCGUGCUGGAGGGCACUUACAUGACCAAGGAGGCCGAGGUCAAGAAGGCCGAGCAGAACAUCAAGUCGUCGAUGACGACAGAGCGUACCAAGGGCUUCUGCCACGUGGUGGCGUCGUCCAACCUGCGUGAUGGUUUCUCCCACCUCAUCCAGACAGCAGGCCUUGGGGGCAUGAAACACAACACGGUCCUCAUGGCCUGGCCCGGCACCUGGAAACAGUCCAACGACCCCGUAUCCUGGAAGAACUUCAUCGAGACUGUGCGUGAGACCACAGCGGCCCAUCAAGCCUUGCUUGUGGCCAAGAACGUGGACAGCUUCCCCACCAACGCGGACCGCCUGGGCCAGGGCACCAUAGACGUGUGGUGGGUUGUCCAUGAUGGAGGACUGCUCAUGUUACUGCCCUUCCUCCUUCGCCAGCACAAGGUGUGGAGGAAGUGUAAGAUGCGUAUAUUCACGGUGGCUAAUAUGGAUGACAACAGUAUUCAGAUGAAGAAGGACCUGCAGAUGUUCCUCUACCACCUUCGUCUGGACGCAGAGGUGGAGGUGGUAGAGAUGCACGACAGCGACAUCUCAGCCUUCACCUAUGAGAAGACCCUGGUGAUGGAGCAGCGCUCUCAGAUGCUGAAACAGAUGCAGCUGUCGCGGACAGAGAGGGAGAGAGAGAUUCAGAGUAUCACUGACUCGUCACGUAGCUCCAUCAGGAGGAAUAACCAAACCGGAGCCACGGGCUCAGAAUCUGGCCCCAGUCGAGAGCUGGAGGACACACAGGAGGACGAGGCCCAGCUGAUCCAUGACAGAAACACGGCGUCUCACGCCGCACUUAACGACAAGGCCGACGCUGGCCCUGACCGGGUCCACAUGACCUGGACCAAGGAUAAGUUCCUCACCGAGCGCAACCGCAACCGCGCCGAGGCCAGCAUGGGUGUGCGCGACAUCUUCAACAUGAAACCAGAGUGGGAGAGUCUGAACCAGUCCAACGUGCGCCGGAUGCACACUGCGGUCAAGCUGAACGAGGUGGUGGUCAACAAGUCACAGGGAGCCCACCUGGUCCUGCUCAACAUGCCGGGACCGCCCAAAAACAGAGGGGGCGACGAGAACUACAUGGAGUUCCUGGAGGUUCUGCUGGAGGGUCUCAACCGGGUCCUCCUGGUCCGUGGGGGCGGACGCGAGGUCAUCACUAUCUACUCUUAAACGCUUGCGGCCACAAAACCUUGGGGUUACUGGAGGAUUGUCAGAGGGGGGGCCAUGUUACUGGACAGAGGGCUUUUUAACCUCGGAAGGGAUGACCAAUCAGGGCAGUGUGAUGUCAUAGCAUCAGCCUGAUUCGUGGAAAGAGCACAUGUAUCCUGGGGCCUAUCUAUCACGUCGACCGACUGGAGGAUAGAGCAUUCUGACACUAACAUUUUAAUCUGACACGUGUUAAUGUUUAUUGUAUGGAUGUUCUUCCUUUUUCCCCCCUUCACUCCCUCUCUAUGUUCAGUAUUCAUGUCUGUUCAUGGUAAUUGUGUAUCAUGAUCAGCAGAGGACCACAGGGUUAAUAUGGACAUGGGCUGUGUCUGAAAUGGCAUCCGAGUCCCUAUAUAGUGGACUAUUUUUGGCCCUUUGGCCCAAUAUCAUUUCGGACACAGCCAUAGUCUCUCUAGUUUGUCCAUCUUUGCCCUCGUUUUGGCUUUGUCCUCAUAUUUCAAGUACGAUUCAGAUUGAGGAGGCACAAAGUCAAUGUGCUGCCUUUUCAGAUCUCCCUUUGCUCAGAAACCAAAUCGACUGAAUCCUGAAAGAGAUGAAUACGGUUCCUGCUCUCACCUAUUAUCUAAAAACUCAAUAGGAAUGUUAUCUAGAAUAAUAUGCUUCUGUGACUCUUUCCAGUAUCCUAGCCCACAGCGGAGCUCUGUUAGAACGGAAGGAGGCAGCAAGUCCAGAAAAAGCAUACUUGUAUUCUGUUCCACAGAUCAGGAUGAUGCUAUGGCUUUUCCAAAGCUCCAUUGUCCCUUGGUUAUUAAAGGUGGGGUCAUAUUUUGAAGGUGUUCUGCCCUACUGGUAUCCUCGUAUACCCCUGAAGCUACUCACAGCGGAGUUCAGUCAACCUCAAUUCUAAUUGAGGAAGUUAGGGGGUCUAACGCAGAAGCGGAUCCACCUUGUUAAUCCAUACUAGGACUAGGGGGAACUAGGUUUAUCCAUGUAUUUAAUUUGUUGUUAAUUGUCGUCUUGUUGUUGAGUGCAGCACAACAUCUGAAAGAGGUCUGUGUAUGGGGUGGGGAGCUUUGGCAAGGAUAGGCCCAAGGAUUUUAAUGUGCAAUAGAUGCUGUUGAUGUGGUGAAUUGCAGACAGGCCUGAGACACAGAAGGUGGUCCACCUUGCCUGGUGGGGUAUCAUUAAUUGACCCUGUUUUAUUGGCUCUGUAGCAUUGGUCAAAGUCCCCGACUUCAGCCAUUGCUUUAAGAAAUAGCCGUAGUAUAUAUCCUAGUAUUUAGCCUGUGUUAACUGUGUUACACCCAAUACACAGCAUAAAGCAUAUUUAUUUAUGUUGGGAUUAUUGGAAAUUGUAUGCAAGGGUGCAGGGAAUGAAAGUAGUUUUUUGUAAAGAGCCUAUGUUCAGGUACAGGAGUGCUGCUUUAAAUUCACGUACCGUUCCACAGCUUCACAAAUCUAGGACAACUGGGGUCAUCAAGGUAUUUCACCUACCAGAGCCCAUUCGAUAUAUACAUCAACAUAUAGGAAAAUCACGAGAUGGUUUGACACUAACACUGAAUCUGAAUUAAUCAUCAACUCAAGAAUUUGUCCACUUCUUUGUGACCCUCAAAUCGGUCAUUGUGUUGCUUGACAGCUAAAACAGAAGGAAAUGUGCUUGUUGGAGUCAUCCUCUGAUGGCCUAGCCACUGUUGACUGUUCCGGUACUGUAGGCUCAUUUUCAGCACGGCGUCGUUAGAGACAUCGACACUCAGCGUUUUGCACAGUCUUCGAUGUACAGUACUGCGCUGAUACGGUAGAUUGCAUUGCAUUGUUUGGCUCUGAUAACAGAAGCAUUUAGGCUGAGAUGUUGUAAUACAGUGAUGCCACCACAUUCAAAUGGCUGUGAUUUGUGAGUAUCACGUCUAUCACCGGACACCAAACCAAGAUUCUGCAGUGGAAUAGAAAAGUCUCAUUAUGAAAUUGCUAUGCCCCAUGUUGUGCUCCGAACCAUCAAUGUUUUCUCUCUCUGAUGAGCACCAUGCAGGGUGGGUAGGUGAGUAGAGUUUGUGAAAACAUGCGGUCUCAUAGGUCAAUCAUAUAGGUGUGUUCUGUAGGUAUCAGUUGAUCAUACUGUUCAAUGUCAGGAUUUGUUCUUAUGUUAUUUGUGUUUUAACUGUACGUGCAUAUUCUCUAGGUUUCAUGUUUUCAACUGACCAUGAUGAAUCAUUUUGACUUUGUAUAGGAAGAAACGUGCCAAAAAGACUGAGGCUGAAAGUAUAUGCUUGUCAAUGUCAGCCACAGUACACGCGCCAACUGUCGCCCGUGCUUGGAGGGUGGGGGGAAAAGCAAGAUCACUUUCAAAUUGUAAAUACAAUAUACGUUAUUAUAACCAGUUAAUGCUUUUGAUUUGGAGACGCACAGAGGUCAACACAUUUGAACUCAAAUUCUUACCUAGCAGACCAUUUUGAUGAGCAACACUGAGUUUGUGGAUACAAAAUGAGUUCCUUUUAGGCUACAUAUCAACAGUGGAAGGAAUGGCAUCUGUGAUUUCUAGGGCAUGUGAAGCCCAGUUUUAUAGGAAGUAGGAAGUCACCAGAUAUAAGAAACUAUUGGGGCAAAGAAAGGAAGGAAUCACUCAUCAAACUCUUCUGUAUUUACAUCCACAGUUUAUUUUGAAACCUUUUCGUAGCUGUGCAGUAUUUUAUAACCAGAACAUUGUAUUUUUCUACAGUAUGUCAUGAAAACAACCUGUCUUUUGUUGUAGCGUCGACCAUCAGACAAUGUUUUUAUGUUUCCGGUGUGUUUUUGUUUUGUUUUUCCGACAUACACCUGUGUAACUUGUAGUCAUAGUGUCUGUUUGCACUUAACUGUUAUGUUAUACUUGAUUUUCUGAUAACACUCUUUAAGUGUUACUUUUCAGGACUGGAGUAUUUUGAUUUUAUGGAGUUGUGGGAUGGAUGGGGGGGGGGGGGGGGAGGUAUAUAUUCAAAGUUGUUUGCAGAUCUGUUUUGUUUGUGUUUUUCUCAAACACAUUGGAAACACAGACUUUGGCAGAGAUUUCACCGAAAGGAUUUUUGAGGAGCCAGUUGGAGGAUGGGUUAUGUUACUGAUUUUAAGUUAAUUGAAAAUGUAUUUUUAUUUUAGGUUUUUAGCCACCAAAGAUACAAUCUUUGAGUCUGUGAUAUGAAACGUCACAUUGUUAAUAGUGUAAGAAAUAAAGUUGAACUAAAAACAGCACAGCUUGCUUACUUGAGCUGAAUAGCAGCAAAAGAGAUGACUUCAAACCUUUUUCGAGGACACAAAACUAAGACUUCUGGGUGACAGUAUAGCAAGCAGUAUAUGUUCCAUUUACCUGGUUAAAGUGACGAGAGAAUGUAAUCUACCUCAAGGGGGCCAUGGAGGCUUCAUCGAAGGAGAAGCAACCUGACGAAUCGCUUUCUCUUUUCUCUGUACAUAGUUACAAUCUUUUAUAUGAAGCGAUUAUUAGCGAUUGGGGAGUGAGCCUCCAUUCUGAGGGAGAACCAGCAUGUGUGUGUGUGUGUGCACACCUCACAUAUUGUACUCUAGUAGGAGUUACUUUUGGGAGCAUGCGUAGCGAAGGGUAGCCCUUUAAAUUAUAUCUGUGCCUCUGAGUAAUGAAUAAAUAAAAGUGCUGAAAUAUGUCUGAA
Oncorhynchus masou masou (cherry salmon) is the source of this 7396-nucleotide messenger RNA. It is a transcript of the gene slc12a7b, whose product is annotated as solute carrier family 12 member 7b. The record is from RefSeq and is a predicted model, not a curated record. Gene Ontology annotation, molecular function: potassium:chloride symporter activity. Gene Ontology annotation, cellular component: plasma membrane. The coding region runs from base 369 to 3749 and encodes 1126 amino acids. NCBI's taxonomy places the organism in Eukaryota, Metazoa, Chordata, Actinopteri, Salmoniformes, Salmonidae. Gene Ontology annotation, biological process: cell volume homeostasis; chemical synaptic transmission; chloride transmembrane transport. The transcript has 26 exons.